AGAUGCUGAGCAGAGAGGUGCAUCGAUUCAUCACGGAAACUGCUUAAAAGUAGGAAGAGGUCACCAGAAUGGCUUCAAUAGGACAAAUAAUCUUUGGAAGUAUGAUUUUUCUCAUCGUAGUCAUUUCCGGACUAAUCGUUUUCAUUCUGGCUAUUGCAUUUUCAGUGUCCCAAGGUACCGUUGAAAGCAGAAGUCCCUCUGCCGUGGGCAACCUUGCUGAUGAUGUAGUCCUGGAUUGCAGGUUCCUUAGCAACAGCGGCAAUGAGCAGUUCAGCGAUGUGUCGAUUACUUGGCUGAAAGACUCUGUCAGUGGGGUGGUCUAUGAAUACAAAAACAAAGCGGCCCAGCUUCAGGGGCAGAACACACAGUUCAAAAACAGGGUUCAAUUGUUCUCAGACGCUAUAUCAAUGGGCAACGCUUCCCUGCUGCUGAGAAAUGUGAAGCUGGAGGACGAGGGUGUGUAUCGCUGCUCUGUCAAUGCACCAAAAGUCUCAGGGACUACCAGCGUUAACCUUAGAGUGGCUGCAUUCUCAGCUCCCACAUUUACUCAACAGAAUGGGUCUCUACUUGCUCAGGCUCUUAAAUGGUUUCCCCAACCGGAGGUUAGCUGGUUGAGUCAGACUGGACAGCUUCUUAACAGCAGCAACCAGUUUAUCAGCAGCACUGCAGGAACUGUGCAAGUUGUUAGUGUCCUCGAAGACCCAGUAAAAGAUGAAACCUACACCUGUCUUAUCCAGAACAGCCUUGUGAAAGCUAUCUCAGAGGCCACUGUAACAGCAAACAGCGUGACAGAGAGGACAUACUUCAUAUUCAGUGCUGCAUCAACUGAAGUGCCAUCAUUACAAAUUCUGCUCACAGUCAUCCUUAUUCUUUCUGCGAACCAGUAUGUGCUGUCUCCAGUUUAAAAAACAGUUCUACUUCUGACCAGAAAUUGUUCAAGCAAAAAUAUUUUUUUUAAUCAAAAAGAGAAUACAAUGCUAUUUGGUUAUUCCAAAUAUAGGCUAAUAGAAUAUAAUUACCAACAGUUGAUGGUCAAGCCGAUCUUGUUUGACCAUCUUGUUUUAUAUAUAUAUAUAUAUAUAUAUAUAUAUAUAUAUAUAUAUAUAUAU
This is a messenger RNA of Puntigrus tetrazona (Sumatra barb), 1109 nucleotides long. RefSeq names its product V-set domain containing T cell activation inhibitor 1 (gene vtcn1). The transcript has 5 exons. The coding region runs from base 69 to 905 and encodes 278 amino acids. Lineage: Eukaryota; Metazoa; Chordata; Actinopteri; Cypriniformes; Cyprinidae. The record is from RefSeq and is a predicted model, not a curated record.